Acipenser ruthenus (sterlet) is the source of this 3997-nucleotide messenger RNA. Its product is annotated as protein ZNF365. The record is from RefSeq and is a predicted model, not a curated record. The transcript is spliced from 6 exons. Gene Ontology annotation, cellular component: centriolar satellite. NCBI's taxonomy places the organism in Eukaryota, Metazoa, Chordata, Actinopteri, Acipenseriformes, Acipenseridae. Gene Ontology annotation, biological process: regulation of DNA strand resection involved in replication fork processing; regulation of double-strand break repair via homologous recombination; telomere maintenance. Bases 426 to 1589 code for a protein of 387 amino acids.
CAUUUCUGUGAUUUGAUUGGUCCAAAUGAGUACGUGUAACGAAUAUUUGAAACGUGUACUACACAAUGCGUUUUUGACCCAGAUGGCCUUCUAUACUAUGCGUAAUAAUUUAUUUGAAACGUGUACUUAACAGCACACAUUUUUGACCCAGAUGGCCUUCCAUAUUCCAUAGCAAGCUCUGGGAAGGCGUUUGUCUCGUAGCUGCGUGUGACGUCAAACGGAGAGCCGUCAGGCGCAGCUUGCUUUGGGACACGAGAGCUCACCCAUUGGCUUACUGGAUUGCUAGACAAGAAAGCAGGGGCAGUAUUACAGUAUACCUGGCAGACAAACUACACAACUAAUGACACUCCAAGCAUACAGGGGAUACUUUGAAGUUUCUUUUUGCUGAAAAGAACCAGCAGCCUGACAUUUUGGCUUUUAAUGAAAUGCAGCAGAAGUUAUAUGAAAGGAAGGAGACACUUUGCAACGAGUCACCGGAAAACAGCAGUGCCCGUGAGCAGUUGCCAUUCCGCUGCCCGCGAUGUGGGGAGCAGAAGAGGUUCAGAAGCCUGUCAUCUUUGAGGGCACACUUGGAGUACAGCCAUACCUAUGAAACCAUGCACAACAUCACCAAGUACAGUCUAGCCUCUGCAUGUAAACCACUUGACUACCUGCUGGAGAAAACCAUAAACACCAGCAGCACUGAAAACUGCAAAAAACGCUAUUCACUCCAGUUUCAAGACCUGGCAGACAAAAAGUUCAAGGAUACAGAAAGGGACAAACCACAAACCCUCGCAUAUAAGAGACCGCCUGAGCACCUCAAAACUGGAUCAUGCAGGUUGGUGCCUGCAGGCAGCCAAUCGGCUUUGACAAUCUCAAUCGAGAGCCAUGUGCGGGAAAGGCUUGAUGAGAUGAUGAAGGCGGCAGAGUGCACGAUAGAGAAGAGGCUGGAGAAGGUGACCAGCGAGUUGGCACAGAAGAACACGGAGCUGGUGAAUACCCGGGCUGAGUUUGUGCACCUGUCUCGGGAGAAGAGGGAGGUCUUGGCACGAGAGAGGGCCCUGAGCAGACAGGUGGACACGGCUGUUGAGGUCAUCGCGGCUCUACGGCAGCAGCUUACUGAGUCUGAACGAGAGCUGGAGAGGAAGGAACGGGAAGUAAUCAGUAUUCAUCACUUUCUGGAGGCCACGGUUCAGCAUGAAGUCUGUGGGAAAGCCCGGCUUCAGCACUUUAUAGAGAACCUUUUACAGAGGAUAGCCCUGGCUGAGAGGCAUCUGGAAUACUAUCAAAGUGCUUCCAGACACCGCGACUGCAAAAAACACACUGUUAACCAGACUGUUGCAAACUGUGAACACAAAAUUGCCAAAGCCAGGUCACCAGAGGGUCAGCCAGCAUUAACCACCAUUCCUGAGAUGAAAAUGCAUUCUUUUCAGAAGGGAAGGGCUUUCCUGAAAUCCUCGAAGGACAGACUGGGUUCCAGACAAUUCAGCAGCUCUUCAGGGGUCUAUAAACCUAACGACUGCAGGAGCGAAGUGUGGUAUCAGCAGAGAAGAAUAGCGGGAUACGAAGCAUAUGAACUUGCUAAUCAUAGUCGGAUGAAACACAACUAAACAAGAAUUAUAUCCUAAAAAAAUACAAUACAUCUGGGGUAUUUAAUUUCAGCUAACACAAUUCAUUUUCUCUUACACCUAACUAGAGAUACUAUCAAAGUAUCUACAGUAAUUAGCAGCUGCAGUGUACCUAUAGGAAGAAAAGUCUUGUCCCUCUGUUAACCUUUCCAGCGCUUCAAAUUGACCGUUGAUCUUGAUUUUCCUUGGAAGCUGCUGUCACUGCAAUAGUUGUUUUUAAAAGAGGCAAGGUAGCACUAAUAUGGCUACAGAACUCCAUUUUGGUUGGGUGCACCUUUCCAAGAGUUUUAACCUGUAUGACAGGGUUCAGUAGUUCCACCUGCCAAAUGUGUAUUUUGAUUAGGUUUUGCAAAAAGCUUGGAAAAGCUUCUGGCACCUUGGUAUGACUCUGCUGCAACAUCUCUCUCCUGCUACUUCAAUCUGAUAGAUUCCUAAGUAUCUUUUGUCUUGUCUGUGACUCUAAAUUAAGUGAGAGAAAGUUCCCCCACUCAGCCCACGAGAGAGAGAGAAAAAAUAAAUACAUUUUAGGCAAUGGAAAAGAUUACUUAUGAUGACACUACAGUUUGAACAUCAUCUAAACAAACAAUCUAUGUGCCCCCGAGACCCUGUUAAUUCAUCUAUUCCGAAGACUGAAGUAUUUCUCAAAACUCAACCAUGCUGCUGUUUCCAAUUAAGAAUAAACAUUGCCAAAUAUUUAAUUUCCAGUAUCUUCGUAGUACAAAUGCAUAUGUGUUUUGUCAGGGGCAGGAAGCGAAUGUGAAAUAUGUUGGCUAGGAGUGAAUAGGGUUAAGAUUCCAGUAAUUGUGAAUGUGUCAGACUUAAACUGUUCCAGGAUGGUUUUCCCAGUGUUUUCUCUGUGCUGUACCAUGCGCAGCUGCAAUAUCUAGCAAGUCUGUUCACUAUUCACUCUCUGUUGCCAAGUUUUCUAGAGGACACUGUUGGCUUUAAAUUGGCCGCCUUCUCUGUCGAGCACAAUGUCUGCUUGUCUUGUUGUUUUCUGUCAUGUAUGCGUACACACUGGGGAUUGCUUAACCAAGUCCUUUUUUCAGCACUGGAUAUUAAUGCAGAAACAAACGUAGGUUGAUUCCCAGCAGACAAAUAAUAGUCGCCCCAAAAUGUAUUUAUUUAUUUAUUACGUAUAUAUUGAGUUUAUCACCAGGGAUAGGGCUGUACCCUGGAAAUUGAGGUUAUGUGUUUUCCCUAUAUUUCAGGUCCCCUGGUGGAAAAAGGUUAAGCUAUUAAAGAAGCCUUCCUAUAUUCACUCCUCUGCUUUUUUAUUUUUAUGUUUUUUUUUUUUUAAAACCUCUAUAGGGAUAUAGGAUAGUGGUGCCAUAAUUAUUAUUAAUAUUUUUUUUUUAGCUGCCAAUUAUUUUACCCCAUUUGUCUCCCCAAUUUUUACCUGAAUGUUGCCACUGGGAGUCCUCCAAUCUCUCUGCUAAGCCAACACCCUCUUUACACCCAGGAGCUUGAGAGUGGAUGUUGGCGAGCUACUGGCCUCUGAAGGGCAAAGGCCAGCCCUGUAGGUGCCUGCUUGAGCUCACCAGCCACCUAGUGAUUAGGGUCCACAUUAGCACGAUGAGGAGAAACACUCCUAACAAUUUAGAUUCCGUAAACCAUGGAACUUCAGAUCCAAUGCAAGAUGCGCCCCUCUAACUGCACACCACACCGUCGUUUCAUUAAUGCAAGAUGCGCCCCCUAACUGCACACCACAUCGUCGGUUCAUUAAUGCAAGAUGCGCCCCUCUAACUGCACACCACACCGUCGUUUCAUUAAAGCAAGAUGCGCCCCUCUAACUGCACACCACACCGUCGUUUCAUUAAAGCAAGAUGCGCCCCCUAACUGCACACCACAUCGUCGGUUCAUUAAUGCAAGAUGCGCCCCUCUAACUGCACACCACACUGUCGUUUCAUUAAUGCAAGAUGCGCCCCCUAACUGCACACCACAUCGUCGGUUCAUUAAUGCAAGAUGCGCCCCCUAACUGCACACCACACUGUCGUUUCAUUAAUGCAAGAUGCGCCCCCUAACUGCACACCACACUGUCGUUUCAUUAAUGCAAGAUGCGCCCCCUAACUGCACACCACACUGUCGUUUCAUUAAUGCAAGAUGCGCCCCCUAACUGCACACCACACUGUCGUUUCAUUAAUGCAAGAUGCGCCCCUCUAACUGCACACCACACUGUCGUUUCAUUAAUGCAAGAUGCGCCCCCUAACUGCACACCACACUGUCGUUUCAUUAAUGCAAGAUGCGCCCCCUAACUGCACACCACACUGUCGUUUCAUUAAUGCAAGAUGCGCCCCUCUAACUGCACACCACACUGUCGUUUCAUUAAUGCAAGAUGCGCCCCCUAACUGCACACCACACUGUCGUUUCAUUAAUGCAAGAUGCGCCCC